Messenger RNA from Vitis riparia (riverbank grape), 385 nucleotides. RefSeq names its product putative disease resistance protein RGA3. Lineage: Eukaryota; Viridiplantae; Streptophyta; Magnoliopsida; Vitales; Vitaceae. The record is from RefSeq and is a predicted model, not a curated record. Bases 67 to 372 code for a protein of 101 amino acids. The transcript has 2 exons.
UUUUCCGGGUAUUCUCUCUUGCUACAAUUCCAUAAUUUCCAUUCAUUCUCCUUAGCUGUUUGAAAGAUGGCCGAACAAAUUCCAUUCAGUCUUAUUGAGAAGCUUUUGAUGACGCUGGGGUCUUCUAUUUACGGAGAAAUUGGGUUGAUGUAUGGUGUCCGAAACGAGCUGGGAAAGCUUCAGGAGAAACUGUCCAUGAUCAAAGCUGUACUUGUUGAUGCUGAGGAGCAGCAGCAGAGGAGCCAUGCUGUAGCAACUUGGGUGCAGAGGCUUAAAGAUGUUGUUUAUGAUGCUGAUGACUUGUUCGAUGACUUUGCAACUGAAGAGUUACGGAGAAAAACGGAUGUGCAGGGAAGAUUUGCUGGACAAUAGAACAACAAUAUAC